AUGAUAUCAUCAUCCACCGCUCGCAGAGUGUCACAGGCAGUCCUACGACGUGGGGUUCACACUCGAAGAAAGACCAAGGAUGCUGUGAAUCUUCCAGGUGCCUUGGCACAAAAUUUCCCAACUAAAAUGGUGGAACCUGCCGUAGAAACUACUGAAGAUCCUAGUGCUUACCAAAAAUCUACAGUCACUUCUGCCCAUGCUAUUGAUGUUGAGGCUGGCAAGGUCUCCACUAAGGAUUCUGUUGCCAUUAGCCCUGAUGGAAAGGUGGUUCAUGGAAGAUACGGAGAAUUGGGUGAAGCUGCCGAUGGUGUUCCGCUAGAAUACCUGGCACUCUUGCGAAUGGCAGCCGAGGGUGCCGCUGGACUCCGAAAGAUCGAGGAGGGUGGAAAGACUGGAACCAUUGUGGUAUUUGGAGCUUCCCAAGCUAGUGGACUUGCAGCUGUUCAACUUGCUUCUGCCAACGGACAUGCUGUUGUGGGUGUCGUUGGGGCUGAACACUCAUGCCACGAAGACAUGGUCGAGUAUGUGAAGGGAAUGAUCCCCGAACCUGGAACUGCGGUCGCCGAAGAGUAUGCUAUUGCCAAGAAGAAUUUUGCCGAUCUUGUAAACGGAAUCGCUUCCGGAGAUGAAGGACUUUCGUGCUACGGUGCUGAAGAAUGCUUGGAUGACUUCAAGGCCAACCUUCUAGAAUACGUCGAAGCGUAUCCAGAGACUCUUCCUGCCGCUGUUGACCCAUCCAAGAUGAAGUUCCUGGGCAUGGAAAAGGACAAGGAUAACUUCCGUACCAACAUGGAGGCUUACCUUGCUCAGUUCCCACCAGGUGCCCCACCAAUUGCCAAAGAUCAGCUUGAUGCGAAAUUCACCACUGAACAAUACGAAGUCUUCCGAAACAAGUUCUGGGAGCAAACGACAAGUGUCGUCUCUGGUGACGAAUCGCACUUCUUCUCACCUCCGCACAUUGCUGUUGAUCUAAUGAAGCAGCCCCAAAAGAUGGACAAGGCUGUCUAUGACACCUCACACCCAGCUGUCCCAUACGCCUUCACAACCGUCAAGAACUUUUACGCUCCAGGAACCCAAGAAACUCCAGGAGGACCAAUUGCCGGGGCCCUCAUUGUGGUCACACCCAACCUGGAGAAGGCUGCCAAGGCCGUGGAUGCCGCCAAGACCCUUCGCGAAAAGGGUGAAGCUUUGCAGUUCUUGACUGACGCCGAAAAGAGCGCAUUCAGUGCGGCUUGCUCAGUCGCUUCCUCGGCCACAAAGGCCGGUGCUCCCGUAUACACUAUUGGAGGCAAAUUACCUGGAUUAACAGAUGCACCCGCUACGGAUGCGGAUGUCAAGGAAGCUCUCAAUGGAAUGGCCAUUCAAGACGAUGGUUCCACCAAGUUGGACUACUUUGUCCAAGCCUACCGCGCUGGGGAUUUCCCCUUUUACGCCGACUAUGCCGUCCACCGAGCUACGGAAGUUUUGGCAGGUCCAAGGCAAAUUGUUGUGACCAAGUAA
This is a messenger RNA of Cylindrotheca closterium, 1500 nucleotides long. Lineage: Eukaryota; Bacillariophyta; Bacillariophyceae; Bacillariales; Bacillariaceae. The record is from the annotation of a GenBank genome assembly.